Messenger RNA from Prorocentrum cordatum, 390 nucleotides. Lineage: Eukaryota; Dinophyceae; Prorocentrales; Prorocentraceae. The record is from the annotation of a GenBank genome assembly.
GAGCUGACACGCCUUGCCGUGGACGUGCUGGCGGCUUCCGUCGUCGCGAAGUGCAGCUGCAGUUGCUCCUGCGGCGGCGGUGGGAAGAUGAAGUGUCGCCGAAAGGCCGACUGGAAAUCGCUCCAGGGACUCUUGCGCAGGAUUCGCGGCUUCUGGGCAGGCCUUGACAUCCCGAGGGUCUGGGACACCAUGGAAGGUCUCCUGAGAACCAUCCAGCAGAUCGGUCCUGCAGUUCUGGAACCAGAUCUGGGGCUUAUCGGAGACAUCUCUUCUCUGUUAGAUGUGGCGGCAUCAGGUGGCGACUCCCUGGAAGCUGCCAUCAACUCGGUAGAUCUUUUCACCGAGCGUAUCACCCGCGAGCAGCGAAAGGUCGAGACCGCCAGCAGCCAG